Molecule: messenger RNA, 4871 nt
Organism: Tigriopus californicus
Lineage: Eukaryota; Metazoa; Arthropoda; Copepoda; Harpacticoida; Harpacticidae
Product: phosphatidylinositol 4,5-bisphosphate 3-kinase catalytic subunit beta isoform-like
Exons: 8
Coding region: 737-4573 (1278 amino acids)
Biological process (GO): phosphatidylinositol-mediated signaling; phosphatidylinositol-3-phosphate biosynthetic process; phosphatidylinositol 3-kinase/protein kinase B signal transduction
Cellular component (GO): phosphatidylinositol 3-kinase complex; cytoplasm; plasma membrane
Molecular function (GO): 1-phosphatidylinositol-3-kinase activity; 1-phosphatidylinositol-4-phosphate 3-kinase activity
Source: RefSeq, a predicted model, not a curated record
CUCCUUUAAGUUAUUAUACAAGUCCUUCAAUAGCAUUAGAAUUCGAUCGAUUUGGUUGACAAUGCUUGCUCUCUUCGUUUUCUUUGAAAAUAAAGAAAAAUAAAUGAUGAGAAUAGCUUUUAGAUAAGGUUGGUUGGUAUCCAAUAAUUCUCAACUUUCAAUUAGAGAAUAGAAAAAAUGGAAUAAAAAAGAAAUUUUUCACUUUACAUCGCUUAUUCGGGGUCCCCGUCAAUGAAUUUAAUCCAAGACUGUGCGUGUGAACGACCUAUUUAGGACUGUCAAAACGAAAUGAAUUUGACACACAUUUCCUACAUCUCAUGACAACAACACAUGGACUUUGGUCCUGAAGGAUAAUGAUGAUAAUCAGUGACCAACGAGAUUUGGGGAGACAUGCACCGCGGUUCCAGAGCCAGAAGAAGAGAAGCAUCCGAUCUUUCGAGCUCGUGUGAUAGAGUGUCUACGAAAGAAAUCUCGCUUCUAAUCCGCGAGCACAUAAUUCAGAUCUCGGAAAAUCGGUCGGACACAAAGCGCAUUUUUGUAUACAUCAACAUGAAAAAAAACCGACAAGUUUCUGAUUCUGUUGCUAUCUUGCUUACCACUUACACGUUCCCGAUUCCCGAUUUCCGAUCAAGAGAGACGCCAAGAGAGAUUAUAGUGCCAAACGGUGGCUGGAUACUCGAAAUAUUUUUGAAGGACUUUGUUCAAGCGGUUGAUUGUGAGCGUUGGGCGGACUACAAUGUUCAACGGAAGCCAUGAUAAGGCCAAGAUCCAGUCUUCUUCCCGACCGUCCUCCCCCUGGCCUCGAGUUGUGUUUAGUCAUAAUGAUCAUGAUAAUAGUAAUAGCUACAACGAGAACCACCAUUUCAGGGAGAAGUUAUUACUCCGAUCCCGUCACUCGAAAAUGACCGAUUCGAGUGUGGAAAAAGGAGACAAGAGUGCCUUUUCUCGCCUUCGAUCCGGUUCCAUAUCCACUGGGUUGUUCCUUGGGCAUCAUUCAUCGAAGGUGCAUCCCGAAAGAUCCUCGAUCAACUCGGAGACGUCAUCAGCGUCAUCAUCGAUUUGUGCCCAUCGGUCCGAUCAAAGCCCGCCUCCAUUUCGCACGAGGUUGAUGUUGCCCCGUCAAGAGUCCAUCAUGUCAGAUCACGUGCUCAUGUCGUUUGAAAGCGGUCCUGGGUCCGCUUUACUUCGGGGUCGCUCUGGAUCUUUCAAUGUCCCUAGGUCACCAGGGAGCCAUGACACUGACUUGUCGUCCCCACUGGUUUUGAGUCGCGAACGAUCUCUGCACGAUCUCAGUAGCGAUAUCAGUUAUGUGGAUCCGUUUGACCGAAGUCGAAACAGCUUGGAGCUUUUCGCUGAGAACGAGUUUUUUGGUGGAGUCUAUUUAGGACCUGAUGGGCGGGAAGAUUUCGAAGAGAUCAAUUGUCUGCUCCCCAACGGUAUAAUCAUGGACUUGUCCGUCCAUCCGGAUGAUGAGAUCAUCGACAUCAAACAACUGGUACUGAAUCGAGCCACUACGGACGAGCGAUUACCCCUUCGAGGCUGCUUGAACCCGGAUGGAAGCCAUUACACUCUGAAGUAUGUCUCAAGCAAUGGUGAGAUCGAAACGUGCUACGAUGAAGCCAAAACCCUCCGGGAGUUGAAGCCGUUCCAAAAUCUGCUCAAGUUCGAACACAGAGUCAAGGACCAGGAUUUGUAUGAAUUUCGCAACCAAAUAGGGAAACUUAUCGGCAAGAACUUGCAAGACUUUGAUGAGCUUCGAAACCCGGAGGUCAACGAUUUUCGGUGGCAAAUGAAGUUAUUCUGCCGUAAGAUUGCUCAAGCGAGACGAAUAAGAUUGAAGGACUCUUGGGAAGCCCAAAUUUUGUACCAGUUCCCUCCACGGAUUGUUAGCAGUCCCUGUGAUUCUCAUUGCUACCAACGUCUCAAAGUUCGUUUGCUCUGGCAUAGCGACGAAAUCAACGAGAUCUCGCCUAACGUAGAACCCAAGGAUCUGAUCCUGGAACUGGCCAACAAAUUCCACCACACCGAGGAUGAAGUCCAGAGGAGCUUCCUCAAAGUGGUCGGCGAGGAUUCCUAUUUGAUUGGACAACAUCGCAUGAUCGACUUUGAAUACAUCCGCGAGCAGAUCUCCUUGCAGAAAUUGGCCAAACUGGUGGUAGUGGACGUGAAAGAGAUCGACAUUGUUCAAGCCAACGAUCAGUUCUACAAAAGCUUAGAGAAGGGUGGCAUCACACUCAAAACCGAAGUGAAUCAACCUCUGUCGAGAAACACAUCCCUGACCGCUCAGAGCUUCAAUCUCAUGGGAUUGCCCUUACACUCCACGAUCGAUUCCACGAGUGUCGAGAACAAAUUUGCCGUUAUGAUCAAAAGUCUCGAAUACCCCAAGGAGUACCUCGCCAAUGGCUCCUUCCGAUGUCUUUGUCUGCAAAUGGGAAUUUACCACGGAUCCAAACCUCUUUGCUCGCACGUCACGCACACAAUAAGAUGUGCAACGGCUGAACUGGAAUCGGGAAUUGUAAACGUGGACAAGGAGUUCCAAUUUCGGUUGAAGAUCUCAAGCCUCUCGCGGGAAAGCAAGAUCUGCGUGAGUCUCUUCGACAAGCGUCGAACGAGCAACAUCCCUUUGUUCUGGGUCAAUUCCAAUUUGUUCGAUUACAAGGGCAAACUGAAAUGGAAGGCCACAUUUCACAUGUGGAAGUUCUCGCCAGGGUCCACGACUCCCACUCAUCAGCAGUUACUGCCCCUGGGACCCAAUAUCGGCAAUCCAAACAUGUCCGAUGCCGUUCAUUUGGUGGCCACAUUUCAGAAUGGCGACAUUCAAGGUUGGGUCGAGUAUCCCGCCUGUGUCAGUCCAGAGGUGAAGGCCAAUGAUCUGAUGGACAGCAAUAACAACAUCGGGACUAUCACCAAAUUUUACACCCAAGAAUUAGGGAACAUCUCGAAUCGAGAUCCCCUUCACGACAUGACCGAACAGGAGAAGGACCUGAUCUGGAAGCUCCGGGAAUACUGCUUGAGCCAGAUCCCCAAUCUCCUCCCCAGAGUGAUCGAUUGCGUGGAUUACACGAAUCAAGCUCAGGUUCGGAUUCUGAAUGAAUUGCUCACUCGUUGGCCCCUUCUGCCCAUAGAGAAAGCCCUCCAACUCCUCGAUUACGCCUAUCCGGAUGAGAAUGUGCGCAGAUUUGCCGUGAAGUGUCUACGGCAAGGCACGGAUGACGUGGUACUGCGAUAUCUUCUCCAACUCUCACAGGCUCUCAAACACGAGAGCUAUUUCCAGAACGAGCUCGUGGAUUUUCUCCUGGAAAGAGCCCUGACCAACCAACAUAUUGGGCAUUAUCUCUUUUGGGAUCUGAAGGCGGAAAUGAAUUCGCCGGCGGCCAGUCUCCGCUUCGGACUCAUCCUCGAGGCUUAUCUGACGUCAGCACCCGAGCACAUGAAGAUCCUCCGUCAACAGAACACCCUCAUCGAGAAGUGCAAGGCCUCUCAAAGGGCCCUGGAAAAGUUUGAAUCCUCCUCCCGUCAUCAUGACAAGGCCAAGGCCAGGUUUCAAUCCAAUGUGAAAACUCAGUUUGACGGGCACCAUCCAUUUGUGAAUUUCGGUUGCCCCUUGAAUCCCGGACUCAAGUGUGAGAGUAUCAAAGUCGAAAGCUGUCGACUCAUGAACUCCAAGAUGCGCCCACAAAUGCUCGUGUUUAAGAAUAUGGACGCCAACUAUAGAUUCGGUCUGGGCCCAGAACUGGAGGACAUCAUUCUGAUCUACAAGAAAGGCGACGAUCUCCGGCAAGACCAGCUCACCCUCCAAUUGCUCAAGGUGAUGGACAUCUUGUGGAACCGCUCAGGGCUGGACUUGAGACUGAAUGUGUAUCGAUGCUUGGCCACGGAUACCGCCGAGGGUCUCAUAGAGGUGGUCCAAAGUGCCGAAACGAUUUGUCGGGUCCAAAUGGCCAUGAGUGACUAUCGGACCACGGCCGUGUUUCGCAAGGGUCUUGUACUGUCAUGGCUGAAGAAGAUCAACAUCGGGGAAGAGGCCAUGAAGCGAGCUCAAUGGGAAUUCACCCAAUCCUGUGCGGGUUAUUCGGUAGCCACUUACAUUCUUGGGAUUGGCGAUCGCCACAAUGACAACAUCAUGAUCAAGAAGAAUGGUCAAAUGUUUCACAUUGAUUUUGGCCACUUCCUCGGGAAUUUCAAGCACAAGUUCGGCUUUCGCCGCGAGCGAGUUCCAAUGAUACUCUCCUCGGAAUUUGUGGACGUGAUCAGCGCGGAUUGCGGUCAACCCGACAAUUUUGAUCGCUUUCGAGCUCUUUGCGAGGAAAGCUACCUGACCAUUCGCAAACACGGAUCUCUUAUUAUCAGUCUUUUGGCCAUGAUGAUCUCCACAGGAUUGCCAGAGCUGAGUUCUGAGCAAGACCUCCAUGUGAUAAGAUCGACGUUGCACUUGGACCGAUCCGAGGAAUACGCUUUGGAGCAUUUCCGAAAGGAUUUCAACGAGUCGCUCAGGAACGCGUGGACCAUUUCCUUGGAUUGGUGGUUCCAUAUGGUCAACCAAUUGAGAAAUAAGGGUAUAAAAGCCCAAUGACGAUCAGGUCACCUUAUUGAAGAAGAUACAUUCAGUGAAGGCGGAGAAUAUGAUACUUCGUGCAAUUAAUUUGGUUCAAGAGAACGUUCUCUUGUUAACGCAUUGGGUUCAAUUUCGAAUGUGAACGAGCCACUUCUGUUUCCGUCAUUCCUUAUGAAGAUAAGCUAAGGCUAGACCUCUUCGGUCUAACUUUUUUCAUCAAAACCACUCUAGUUCCUUCAUGCAAACAUUGUCAAUCGAAGUCGAGAAGAAUGAAUGCAGGUCAUGCUUGAAAUUAAAAUGAAAAAAAAAAAACGGA